UGGGGGCGGGAAGGGCACUCUGGGGAGCCUGGGCUGGGGGGCAGAGAGUGGGUCCGCCUGAGGGUCUGCGGCCCGCACGGGGACCAGCCCUGGACCUGACACAGAGGCAAGAGUCCCCUCCAGCCGCCUGUCCUCUCGGUGCGGGGCUCCCGUGGAGGGUGGGCACGGAACAGGCAGGCUCCCCUUCGCCCUGCUGGACGGCGGCCACGCAGCAGAGCGAGCCUUGGGAGCCCCGCCCCCUUGCCCGCUCAUACAAGUGUCAGUGCCUGGGGGCCCCAGCCUGAGUCCCCGCUCGGGCCACAGCAGCAGCAUGACCGCCUGCCUGGUGCACCUGGUGACUCUGGUCCUCCUGGGCGCAGCCGCGUGUGUGGCGCAGCCCCGUGGGCGAAUCUUGGGCGGCCGCGAGGCCGAGUCCCACGCGCGGCCCUACAUGGCGUCGGUGCAGGUCAACGGCAAGCACGUGUGCGGCGGCUUCCUGGUGUCCGAGCGGUGGGUGCUGAGUGCGGCGCACUGUGUGGAGGACUUGGCCGACGGGAAGCUGCAAGUGCUCCUGGGCGCACACUCCCUGUCGCAGCCCGAGCCCUCCAAGCGCCUGUACGACGUGCUCCGCGCAGUGCCCCACCCAGACAGCCGGCCCGACACAAUCGACCACGACCUCCUCCUGCUGCAGCUGUCAGAGAAGGCCGAGCUGGGCCCCGCCGUGCAGCCCCUGGCCUGGCAGCGCUUGGACCGCGACGUGGCAGCCGGCACGCUCUGCGACGUGGCCGGCUGGGGCGUGGUCACCCACGCGGGCCGCCGGCCGGACCGCCUGCAUCAAUUGCAACUGCGGGUGCUCGACCGCGCCACCUGCAACCAGCGCACGUACCACGACGGCACCAUCACCCAGAGCAUGAUGUGCGGGGAGAGCAACCGCCGGGACACCUGCAAGGGCGACUCCGGGGGCCCGCUGGUGUGCGGGGGCGUGGCCGAGGCCGUGGUCACGUCGGGCUCGCGCGUGUGCGGCAACCGCAAGAAGCCCGGCAUCUACACGCGCCUGGCGAGCUACGUGGCCUGGAUCGACGGCGUGAUGGCCGAGGGCGCGGCCGCUUGACGAGGCCCCGAGGGGCGGCCGACCGGGGUCGCGCAAUAAAGCAUCCUCUCCUGCA
Neofelis nebulosa (Clouded leopard) is the source of this 1145-nucleotide messenger RNA. RefSeq names its product complement factor D (gene CFD). Gene Ontology annotation, biological process: proteolysis. NCBI's taxonomy places the organism in Eukaryota, Metazoa, Chordata, Mammalia, Carnivora, Felidae. The record is from RefSeq and is a predicted model, not a curated record. The transcript has 5 exons. The coding region runs from base 311 to 1090 and encodes 259 amino acids. Gene Ontology annotation, molecular function: serine-type endopeptidase activity.